AUGUGCCAAUCCCCCGAUUCACGCUCUACAGAUUUCGUCUGCAGCCUCGUUUUCGUUUUGAUCACGGUUGGCUGGAUGGGGAAAUGCCCUCGUCAAAAAUACUGGUUUUGUGUACUUGUGUUGUACAUAAUAAAAGCUGUGUGGGUUUGAUGACGUAGUACACACGUUCGUCAUUAGCUUAGCGUUCAAAGUUUUCAAGAAUCAUCGUCUUCAACUGCUCAUUUCAAAUCCGAAAUUACCGAAGAUUUUUCUCAUCAAAACCAUCGACGAUUUCGUAGAAGGUGAGCCAUCAUCAUGAAGAAAAAGAAACGUUCCGCACCGCCACCAGCCAAACCUGGAGUUGCCCGCCAGCACCUGCUUGACAACUACAGUGAAAUUCCUGAAGACGGGGACCUGAAGAUUGGCCACGUGCUUUACCUCUUUCACGAAAAUGAAAAAUCGGUAGCAAAGACGAUCCGUGCAAUAUGUUCAAGUCUCCCAGUGCCAUGUGACAUUGACCCAAAUGCCAUGAAGUCAAUUGUAAAUUCGUUCGAGUCGUUUCAAAAUCUUGGACGGGAGGCUGACAAGCUAAGAUUUGUGGAACUUUGUGCUGAGCAUUUUACAUCAUUCGUAGUUCGCAUCAUCCCUACAGAGCCCAUGGAUACAAGUACUUCCAGUGACACGCCAGAUGUGAUUAUGCAGCCGCAUCAGCCAGAACCUCAGCCGAGCACUUCCGUUGAGUGUGCAACAACUGAUCCACAUCUUUCGAGUGACACCUUGCCGAGUCAUGCCGCUGUUGCAGAAUGUGACACCUUACUCACUCCUGCCAGUGUUACUCCAUCUCCAAAUCUUCGUCAUGGUUUUCUAACACCACGCAAACUAAGUUUCAAAAAGAGACUUGAUUUUCUGUCCAAUCAACGUAGUCUGCAAAAGCAGAGAUAUUUUAAAAAAGUAGCGAAACUAAAAGCUAAACUUGAUCUUGAGAGGGUAACAGAACUGAAAUACAUGAACCAGGCCCUCGCACGCCGCAAAGACUCGAUGAAAGUUAAGGAUGCAAAGAUUACACUUCUCAAAAAGCAACUGAAACAAAAUCAAGUGGGCACUGCAGAAGAACAAUUGCAAGCCUUAAAGUGCACGCAUAAACGGUUGAAGGAGUCAAAUAAAGGAAAACGAAAGAACAGAAAAGUUUGUGAAACUGUGUCAAAGGAGGAACAUAUGAAAGUAAAAAGGCAGCUCAGUGAGAAAGAGGAACUGGUUAAGGAUUAUGAAAAUGAGAUUUGUGAACUGCGUGAAAAGCUGGAGGAAGUGCAUUCUACGGAAAAAAGUGAGGAAAAACAAACAAAAAAGGAUGGUAAAACUUACGGGACAAACAUGCGUAUGAUGGUCUAUGAUUCAAUCGUGAAUCAGGUGCCAACCCAAAAUAUUCCCAAUCUCAUUCAGAAUCAUGCAAAACGAUAUGGUGAGGUAUUGACGUCAGUCCCCCAUAGGACCACGGUGGAGCAAAUGGCGCGGGAACUGGAUUGCAUUGCAGAUUUAAAAAGUGCAGAACUUGCAAUGAAGACGAAAGACCUUACCUUAGGUUUCGAUGCGACCACCCAAGAGGGGGUACACAUUAAUAGCAUCCACUUCAACACAAUAUCAGAGUGUGAUCUGGUAGCAGUAGACGAGUUGCCAGGAGGGACAGCAGAGGACUACCAUGGCCACAUUACGGCCUCCGUGGAUCACCUGGCUGAUACGCAUUCUGACUAUCACCAAGAGGAAUACCAGCAUUGCCGAUCGACAAUCAUCAGUAAUAUUUCGAACACUAUGAAUGACCGUGCUGUUGUUAAUCAGGCCACAAUCAGAAAAGUCAAUGAGUCAUGGGGAAAAACACUAAAUGAACUAAACUGCCACCUACAUCCCCUUGAUACCAUUGCUAGCAAGUGCAGGUCUACUCUCAAAUCCCUGGAAACAGAAAAUGGUAAUCUGUUUGGAAAUGACUCCAUCAUAGGGAAUCUUGUGCUGCAGAUAAACAAGUUGCGUUACAAGGAUGGGAAAGGGGAUCCUAAAGGAUUUAAAACGUUUCUUGACGACAAUAACUUACCGAGAGGUCUUCUCCCCAGAUAUCGAGGAAACCGCCUGCAUAUACUGUUCCAUAUAUGUGGAAAGUUAUUCGAACAUCAUGAACUUCUGCUAAAUUUUUUUAGCACUGGUGCUCUGUCCUGUGGUGGCCUUGUCUCUAGCUUGAAAAAAGACUUCGCAAGUAAAACAGCUCUAACCGAGAUGCAGGUUCUUGGUCUGACUGGCAAACUGUUGACAGGCCCAUGGAUGCAGACAUUUUACACAUCAGCAGAGAACAGCAUCAGUCAUAUGGAUGGCGUUGAGAUAGUGAAGAAUGUGCUCUCAAGUCUUCGGGACAUAGCUUCUGCUCCAUUGAACAUUCUCCAGCAGACAAGAGAUUUCUUUGGGGGAGAGCUUAAAGAUGAUGACUUAACAUUGAAUAAAUUGAUGAUACAGCCUCCUAAGACUGAAAUGUUCUCAGUCAUGCUUGCCGCUUGCCUGAAAUCUAUUAUUGAGGUUAUUGAGAGACAAUAUCAUCGAUACUUCGAAAUGGAUGUAACAGAACAGCUACGUGAACAGACCCAGUCAGCCAGAUGUCACAACAUCGAUUCGGAGGAAAUUAUGGGGAUGUUCAGUGCGGGAAAGGAGAGGGCAAAACAUGCGAAUCUUGACUUUCUUGUUGCACGGAUGAGGGGAAGAAAGAACAAAGUUGUUGAAUGGUUGGAUGACAUGGGCAUUGAAAAGAGGGAGAAGAUAGUGACUUGGGCAAUUGGGAGGGGACGCAAAAAGAGGGCAGUGAAUAGAAAAAAGGACAGUGAGGUUCGACAGGAAUUGUCAAGGAGGGCAGCCAACAAGAGGCAAAAAAUCACCGAGAAAGAAAGAAAAAACAUUGAAAAGAAACUCAACUGUGUUGAAGCUGGCAAUUUAAAAACUGUUUUCCCUGAAAUAGCUGAGGAUAUUCAUUCAGAUCUUGUUGGCAUUCUUCAGGGGACUGUUGUUGGUCGAAACAUCUGUCAUACUUGGUAUGAUGAGGAAACAAAUGAAAAGACGAUUUGGUCUGGAAGGAUUGAGAAACUGAAAAAGAGGAAAGGGAACAUAUAUUGUUAUAAGAUAGCAUACUGGGCUGAUGAUGGAAGUUAUGAGGAUGCAGAAGACUUCGAAAUUCUGAAACUGGCUCUUGCAGCCGACCGCAUUUGUGAAGAUUUGCUUUUCUGUUGAACUUUUGUUUAUAUUGGAUGAAACUCGAUAAUCUGUGACUUGUAAAAUAUUUUGGAUUAUGCACAUUUUUGAUGACUUUUUCAUGUUUCUAGUGGAAUCGUGCAUGAUUUAUUCUGGUUUUCCUUGUGAAUUGCUGCGCUAAAACCCAUAAAAUCUUCUGUCCCUGUUUUUUAUAACACUUAAAUAAUAAACUCAUUUAAUAGCAAUUAACCCUUUUAUUCUUAUUAUGCUUUGAAUAAGCUUUCUAAGGAUACCAAGAUCAUGAAAAUUGGUCAAGAAAUAAGGAAGUAAUAGGCUUUUGAGUGAAGUCAUGAAUCGGGUCACAAGUCAAAAUUCAUUAUCUGUUGUUUUAGCAUUACAGUUAAUGACCGAAAAACGCCGAAUUGGGGGUCAAUUAAAUUGGUAUAACUUUUUUAUUUUUUGUCACAGAGAGUUGAUCUUGGUAUCAUUGGAAAGGUAUUUCCAAGAGCUUUACAGUGAUGUCAGUUUCAUUGAAAUCCAUUAACUUUUUUUUUUGCCACAUA
Messenger RNA from Priapulus caudatus, 3761 nucleotides. RefSeq lists its product as uncharacterized. NCBI's taxonomy places the organism in Eukaryota, Metazoa, Priapulida, Priapulimorpha, Priapulimorphida, Priapulidae. The transcript has 2 exons. Bases 295 to 3237 code for a protein of 980 amino acids. The record is from RefSeq and is a predicted model, not a curated record. Gene Ontology annotation, molecular function: 3'-5'-RNA exonuclease activity.